UCCCCUCAUUGGACGCGGCCGGGCUCCGCCUCCGGCGUAUAUUAAUGAGGCCGGGCGCGCUGCGCUCUUUUCUGCCGUGUUCCGGGCGGCCGCCAUCUUGUUUUUGUGUUAGGCCGGAGCCGGUGUGUGUGCGGAGUCAGUGAGCAGAGAGCGGGGCGCGCCCCGGGGGGAUUGAUGUCCAGCUCGCCGCUGUCCAAGAAGCGUCGCGUGGCCGUAUCUGAUACAAAGACGGGUUCAAACUGCUCAUCCUCCAAUUCUGUGAGCACAGGACAGACGCCAGCCAACGGCAUGGCUCGAAACGGGAAUGAAGCCGAGAUCGAUGAGGGUCUUUACUCGCGUCAGCUCUACGUGUUGGGUCAUGAGGCAAUGAAGCGGAUGCAGAACUCCAACGUCCUCGUCUCUGGGAUGGGCGGCCUCGGCGUGGAGAUUGCCAAGAACAUUAUCCUGGGGGGAGUAAAGUCGGUCACCAUCCAUGACCAGGCCAACACGGAGUGGGGAGACUUAUCCUCUCAGUUUUACCUCCGUGAAGGAGACAUUGGCAAAAAUCGAGCUGAGGUUUCUCACCCGAGACUGGCUGAGCUGAACACCUAUGUACCCGUGUCUGCCUCCAGCGGCUCCCUGACCGACGACUUCCUCUCCAACUUUCAGCUGGUGAUCCUCUCAAGCUCGACCACAGAGGAGCAGCUGCGCGUCGGAGACUUUUGCCACCGUCACAACAUCAAGUUCAUUGUGGCAGACACCCGGGGCCUGUUUGGGCAGCUGUUUUGUGACUUCGGUGAUGAAAUGGUCGUGUUGGAUCCCAAUGGAGAGCAGCCUCUGAGUGCGAUGAUUUCAAUGAUUACAAAGGAUAACACAGGAGUGGUCACCUGCCUGGAUGAGGCUCGUCACGGCUUUGAAAGUGGCGACUUUGUAACUUUUACUGAAAUCCAGGGCAUGACCGAGCUGAACAACUAUGAUCCAGUGGAGAUCAAAGUCCUAGGACCAUACACAUUCAGCAUCUGCGACACAACCAAAUUCUCAGACUACGUCCGUGGGGGAAUCGUCAGCCAAGUCAAAAUGCCGAAAAAGAUCAGCUUUAAACCCCUAAGAAAAUCUAUCCAAGAACCAGAGUUCAUUAUAACAGACUUUGCUAAGUUCGACCACCCGUCCCAAUUGCACCUGGGAUUCCAGGGUCUUCAUGCCUUCCAGAAGAAAAACGGCAGACUUCCAAAACCUCGCAACGAGGCGGAUGCAAGUGAGGUGCUGGCUCUUACCAAAGAGAUCAAUGAGACUUUAUCCGGAUCUUCAAAGGUGGAGGAGCUGAAAGAAUGUCUCCUGAAGAAGCUUUCCUUCCAGGCCACCGGAAAUAUUGCCCCCGUUAAUGCUUUCAUCGGGGGGCUGGCAGCACAGGAGGCCAUGAAGGCCUUAUCCGGGAAGUUCACACCGGUCAUGCAGUGGUUAUACUUCGAUGCCUUAGAAUGUUUGCCUGAAGAAAACGAGGAGACGUUACUAACAGAGGAGAACUGCAGUCCUAAACAAUCUCGCUACGAUGGGCAAAUAGCUGUUUUUGGAUCGAAUCUGCAGGAAAAACUAGGCAAACGGAAGUAUUUUCUGGUUGGUGCCGGUGCCAUUGGAUGUGAGCUGCUGAAAAACUUUGCCAUGAUUGGUCUGGGCACAGGGGACGGAGGAGAAAUCACUGUGACAGACAUGGACACCAUAGAGAAGUCCAACUUGAACAGACAGUUCCUCUUCAGACCCUGGGACGUCACGAAAAUGAAAUCCGAAACCGCGGCAGCAGCAGUGAAACAGAUGAACCCUCACUUGAACGUCAUCGGGCACCAGAAUCGCGUGGGCACAGAUACAGAGAAGGUCUACGAUGAUGACUUCUUUGAAGCUCUGGACGGUGUCGCCAACGCACUUGAUAAUGUGGAUGCCAGGAUGUAUAUGGACCGGCGCUGUGUGUAUUACCGUAAGCCCCUUCUGGAGUCUGGAACAUUGGGAACUAAAGGGAAUGUACAAGUCGUUAUACCUUUCCUCACAGAGUCCUACAGCUCCAGCCAGGACCCUCCAGAGAAGUCUAUACCCAUCUGUACCCUGAAAAACUUCCCCAACGCCAUUGAGCACACAUUACAGUGGGCUCGGGAUGAAUUUGAAGGCCUCUUUAAGCAACCAGCAGAGAACGUCAAUCAGUAUUUAACAGACCCUAAAUUCAUGGAGAGGACAUUAAAGUUGCCUGGAUCUCAGCCUCUGGAGGUCAUCGAAGCCGUGUACAAAAGUCUAAUUACUGACCGGCCCAAGUCCUGGAAAGAAUGUGUAGCUUGGGCCUGCAAUCACUGGCACACCCAGUACUCCAACAAUAUCCGUCAGCUGCUGCACAACUUCCCCCCGGAGCAGCUGACCUCUUCUGGUGCUCCUUUCUGGUCAGGCCCUAAAAGAUGUCCUCACCCGUUGAAUUUUAGUGGAAACGUUCCCUUGCACUUGGAUUACAUCCUGGCAGCUGCUAACCUCUUUGCACAAUCCUACGGUAUUGCUGUAACCACCGACAGGGCGGUUCUAUUAGAAAUUCUCAAAAGUAUCAGAGUGGCAGAAUUCACCCCCAAAUCCGGAGUGAAAAUCCACGUGUCUGACCAAGAGAUGCAGAAUGCGCACGCUUCCCUUGAUGACAGUCGUCUGGAAGAACUGAAGCAGGGUCUCCCCACAGUAGACAGUCUGGGCGGUUUCAAAAUGUUUCCUAUAGACUUUGAAAAGGACGAUGACUCAAAUUUUCAUAUGGACUUCAUUGUGGCUGCUUCCAACCUGCGAGCCGAGAACUACGACAUCCCACCAGCAGACCGCCACAAGAGUAAGUUGAUAGCUGGAAAGAUCAUCCCGGCCAUAGCAACCACCACAGCUGCUGUGGUGGGACUGGUGUGCCUGGAGCUUUAUAAGAUCGUCCAGGGACACAAGAAGCUUGAAUCCUACAAGAAUGGUUUCAUGAACCUGGCCCUCCCGUUCUUUGGCUUCUCCGAGCCCAUUGCAGCCCCGAAGCACAAGUACUAUGAAAAUGAAUGGACGCUUUGGGACCGGUUUGAGGUGAAAGGAGUUCAAGAUAAUGGAAACGAGAUGACGCUAAAGCGGUUCCUGGAUUAUUUCAAGAAUGAACAUAAGCUGGAGAUCACCAUGUUAUCUCAAGGAGUUUCCAUGCUGUACUCUUUCUUCAUGCAAGCUGCCAAGCUGAAGGAACGCCUUGAGCUGCCAAUGACCGAAAUUGUGACUAAAGUGUCCAAGAAGAAGAUCGGGAAACACGUGAAAGCUCUGGUGUUCGAGCUGUGCUGCAAUGACGACCUCGGAGAAGACGUAGAGGUCCCAUACGUGCGUUACACCAUGCGUUGAGCAUCACGGCAUCUUCACCAGCGAUGCGUAUGGGGGGGGGUUGGGGGAUCCUGGAGCAGAUUGGAAUGGGGGGGCAUGUGAUUUAGGGGGAGGAGUUAAAAGAUAUGGGAUGACUGUUCUACUGCUAGAUAUUAACCCCUUCGAUCCAGCAAAGGGGCCAUGACAAAGGGGGUGCACGAACCUCAUUGUAACUUAUCCUAUCACCUGUCUGGUAUUGUGUGGGUUUAGUGAGCAUUUUCUCUGAUAAUUACUAUUUUUAACACCUAGAUCACCGCACCUGCCCUUCUCCCCACACUCCAACACCUGUAAAGGUUAUCACCCGCAAGCCUGGUCCUCUUCCCCCUAAAUUUGUCCGGUCUCAUCAGCGCUUCUGUUCUAGGAGCUCCGACUACCGCUACAUCUUCUGCUCCAUGUACUCAUAUUGUUAGUUGUUGUAGUGCACACGUUUGCUUUAACCCUUCCACCGCACCAGAAACUUCUGCCGGGGGAAGGGUUAUUGGUCGUUGAGAGUUGAUCUGGAGAGUACAGCGCUCUUAACUUUUAAUGCCAGCUGCAUGGAGAGCGCAUUCUUGCCUUGCCCCACGCCAACACCCAGACCGUGCCAGUUACCCGAGGGCUAUAAGACCAGUAAGAGACAGCUUUAGUGUAAUGAGAAAUACAGUACUGCUGAUCUUGUAGAAACGUUUCUUUAUACUGUGUUUGAAAUCUGAAAAUAAUAAAAAUGAAACCAUA
Molecule: messenger RNA, 4083 nt
Organism: Pseudophryne corroboree (corroboree frog)
Lineage: Eukaryota; Metazoa; Chordata; Amphibia; Anura; Myobatrachidae
Gene: UBA1
Product: ubiquitin like modifier activating enzyme 1
Exons: 26
Coding region: 175-3351 (1058 amino acids)
Biological process (GO): ubiquitin-dependent protein catabolic process; DNA damage response; protein ubiquitination
Cellular component (GO): cytoplasm; nucleus
Molecular function (GO): ubiquitin activating enzyme activity
Source: RefSeq, a predicted model, not a curated record